Messenger RNA from Coturnix japonica (Japanese quail), 3843 nucleotides. RefSeq names its product deoxynucleotidyltransferase terminal interacting protein 2 (gene DNTTIP2). Lineage: Eukaryota; Metazoa; Chordata; Aves; Galliformes; Phasianidae. Gene Ontology annotation, biological process: RNA processing. The record is from RefSeq and is a predicted model, not a curated record. Gene Ontology annotation, molecular function: RNA binding. Gene Ontology annotation, cellular component: nucleolus.
AAUGAAUGGGAUGUGAAUGUGAGGCUGCCCGGGACGCCUGAAGGGGGUUGCACCGUGCUCUAUGUCCCGGCCGUCCUGCCGCGCUGGGGCCGGAACUCGGCCUUGGCCCGUGCGCUGCUGGGAGCGGAAGGGGCGGGCGGCGGCGCGGCGUGCGCUAUGGUGGCCACCAGGCGGGCGGUGCGGCAGCGGGAGUCGAGGGCGGCGGCAUCCAGGGGUGAUGGGCCCGGCGGUGCUACGGAGACAGUAUCUGAUGAAAUCGGUCCUUUGGGAUCUACAAGGAUGUCCACAAGGAGUAAAGCAGCUUGUAACCCUGAUGUAAUUCAGGAAUCUCAGCUGGAAGAGGUCGACCAUGCAGGAACAAAACCAGAUGUCAGUGAUAGCACAGGGAUACAAACUAGUAGAAAUGAGAAUACAGCUGUUCAUUCAGCACAAUCAUCCAUCAAUCCACAGGCUGAUGGGGAUGUGUCAGAGACAGAAUCAAACUGCUCUACUGUGUCUGGUCUUCAGACGCCUCUGCUUAUAAGAGUAACAAGAAGGCGACAAAUUGUAGUUCCUUAUCAACCAGCUUCUCCUGCCAAAAAAAGACAUGACAGGACUGCUUUUCUAAAUGAGUUAAGCAGGACUGUGGAUGAAGAUGAUGCCUCUGAAGCUGAGUCUUGGUCCUCUGCUGUUUCUGAUGUCCGGAUGUCUAAUGUUACCAAAACUACAAGAAACAGGCAAAGCAAGAAGUGCGAAGCCCAGAGUGAAGAUGUCUCUGAUGCGGAGUCAUGCAGUUUUCAUGUGGAGCCAUCCACGACUACCAAACGAACUACUAGGAGCAUGCGAAUGAAACUGCAAGCAGAAAAUACUCAGUGUGCUGAGAAAGUAACCAAAAUUGUUUCAAAACCGGCGAAUGUAAUAGAGGACGCAAAUGAAUCUGAGUCAGACCUAAUUUCUGAUUCUAGCCCUGCUGCAGUUGCUUCCUUUGACACUGAGUGUAAUAAAGAAUCUGGUUCACCUAAGAGCAAAUGUUCUCCCAAAUCUGCUAACGUAAUCCCAAGUGAAGAUGUGGAACGGGACUUUUUGAUUGAAAUGGCACCCAGUAGCCCUGAAGAAAUGGAAGAAAAAAGUACUACUGAAUCACCAGUAAAAAAAGCAUUACCAGAUACUCAGGUUGUUGAGAUAGAUGAGUCAGAGGAAGAAUGUGGCCAGAUGCAAGAAGAGCACAGUAAAGCACCAAGGGAGGUGACAUUAAAGAGUGUGGGUGUUUUUUUGAUUGACUGCAUGAGUUCCAAACUGUUUUCAGAAUCCUCAGGUGAAAUAACACCAAAUGAAAAUGAAGCAGUUCCAGGAAACAGAAGAGUAAAUGCUGGGGCAGCUGUACAGCAGCCUUCCACCCAUGCCUGUGGAUUAAGAAAGGGUGCACGGUCUGGUGCAAUGAGCAGCUCAGGGAAGGAUGUGUCUGUUGCACAAAUGACUGAUAGCAUAGUUAGUAGCUGUAGAAUGGUUGGAGUCAGUGUAGACAGCUGUGAAGACCAAACAAGAGAACGUGCUGAAUUUGAAUCCUGCAGCAGCAAAAGAUCCAGUGGUGAAAAUAAUUCCUUUUCGUUGUUUCUGAGCAAAGAUGGAAGUAGUGAAUCUGAGAACAGUGAUGCAGCAGAAGAGAAUCUGAGUGACACAGAGGCAGAUGAGAGGACUCCUUCCGUGAAGAAAUCUUUAGAAAAGAAUUCACUGCACGUUGAAGGGCUUUUUGUAAUUGAUACUAAGCCUGGGAUGGGCUCCAGCAAUGAGUAUUAUCUAGAUCAGGUAGACCAAGGUAGUGAUGUUGAAAGUAAGCAUGAACGGACUGAAAAAGUUGAAGAAUCCUCAGAUCUAGAAGAAGCUGAUGAAGAGGAGCUCAUAGAUGAAGAUGAAAAGGAUGAAGAUGAUGAUUUGUUGAAAAAUAAAAUUGACGUUUUGCAACUUUCCAGCAGCAUAGACCCUGGUUUGAAUAUCAGGAAGCUUGGAGGUUUGUAUAUUAGCUUUGAUGGAAAAAAACAAAAACCCAGUUCAAGUGCAAUUAAGCAACCGAAGGAGAAAAAGAAGGACCAGCUCUUGGAGAAGAGUAUAAUAACUCCGGAUUUUGAAAGAAAGGAAUGUGUCCCACCCUUCAGGGAAUCGCUUCAGCAGCUAAAGAAACAGCGCAGAGCAGAGCGAGAGAAGACAACAGGUGAUGGCUGGUUUGGUAUGAAAGCCCCAGAAAUCACAAGUGAACUGAAAAAUGAUCUUAAGAUCUUGAAGAUGAGAGCUUCAUUGGACCCCAAGCAUUUUUAUAAGAAGAAUGAUAGAGAUGGUCUGCCUAAAUACUUCCAGGUUGGAACGGUGGUUGAUUCUCCCAUAGACUUUUACCAUAGUCGAAUUCCUAAGAAACAGAGGAAGAAAACAAUUGUUGAAGAGCUGCUCGCAGAUUCUGAGUUUAGAAGAUAUAAUAAAAGGAAGUAUCAGGAGAUCAUGAGUGAAAAAGCAGCUUAUGCAGCAGGGAAGAAGAAUCGGAAGAAGAAGAAAUUUCACAAUUAAGACGGGAAGAAAAAUAACAAGCUGGAACAAGUUGUUUGUCAUAAAGCUUUUCUCAGAUUGCUUUGAUUCGUGGUGUGAUUUUUUUCUUAAUUUUAAGACUGAGGGUCAUGUACAUGGACAGCGAAGGAACUGAUUGCUGUAGGAAUUUGGUAGAAGCUUUAUCAAAUUAAUCAGAUAUCUAAAAUGAUGUUUAUAUGAAAGACUGUUGAAAAUUAAUGUUUAUUUUAAAAGUUGAUGAUUCGAAAGCAUGUUCUUUAGUCUGAGCACAGCAUCCAACGUUAUGGGUUACGGCCUGAUCAGUUUUCAGCCUUAACAUGAAUGAAUUAGCAAAUUUAGCUUUAAGUUAGGUGCAUAAUUCACUUUGGCGCCUAUUAUGUAUCGCAGAAAACUUUACCACAUCUUAGCAGAAGAUUUGCUGGCCAAAUCUGUAACAGGGUGUUGAGCAUUAGCUUAAUUAUAAAGUUCAUUUUAUUGUAGAGAGUUUAUUUCAACAGUGAAUAUAGCAGUUGAGAGCGUCCCAGAAUUCAGCAUAAACACUUAUACUUACAUGCAUACACAUAUAAAUAAUAUAUAUGAAUUAUAAAAUACAUAACAUUUAUUAAUAAAUUAAGAAAUACAUGCAAUAAAUAAUGUGUGUUUGUACAUUAAAAAAAUUAAUGUCCAGUCUUACAUCGCUUAAGUGUUACCAUAUGAUUGUUCGAUGAUUUUUGUGACAGUAAUUCAGCAGUUGGAUCCAUUACCAGGCAUGCAGCCUGCGGUCUGAUAGCUGCUGGAAUAGUUCUUCAGGAAAAUGAAUAUGGUGAGCUUGGUAGAAUGUAAGACGCUAUCAGUUCAGUUUCUUUUCUGUGUCAGUUCAUAACUUCUUGUGAUCGUUCAGUGUGUGCUGUUUGUUUGCUUUUUAAUGACCUUGUUCUUAUAUUGCUGUUUCAGUUAGUGUAAUUCAGUUACUGUCCUUAGCAGAGGCUAGAAGAGCUAGAACUAUCUCUGCAUUGUCUUGGAUGAACUGAGUGAGGCAAACUUAGACAAUGUUAUCAGAACUCCAACGAUGUUUAUUGUUAUAAGAAGAACAAAUUUCAAAGGUUGCAGAUUUUACACAAGAAGGAUGUUCUUGACCAGUGUUUAACCAGCUGAUUUUUCACUCUGCAGAGUAAGUAGCUGGGGGUUGGGUGAUUCAGCAGUUUGUGCUGGAGGGAGAUGAAAUGGCAUAUACUGAUCACCAGUUGAAGUUUGAAAGAAAAUUUCCCAUGAUCGCGUAGAUUUUCUUGUAUUUCUCUGAAGUUAAUCGUAAAUAAUUCACUGCCAAACACA